Danaus chrysippus (African queen) is the source of this 723-nucleotide messenger RNA. NCBI's taxonomy places the organism in Eukaryota, Metazoa, Arthropoda, Insecta, Lepidoptera, Nymphalidae. The record is from the annotation of a GenBank genome assembly.
AUGCGGGGGGGCUUGAUCGGAGGCUUCUGCUUCCUUGCCUUCCUGUUAUCUUCGGGUACCAAAGGUCAAAACUUAUUGUAUUCCAACGAUGUAUUACAAGGAGGAAAUAACUUGAUCGCAUGCUCAAAGGAGUAUGAACUUCACAAUAUCUGGUCACCGAUAUACGAUUGUAUGGUUUGUGUUUGUGUAAGGGAGGGCUGGUCUCUGAUACCAGUCUGUGUUACUUGUAACACGUGUGCUAGACCACCGAUAGCCCCGCCACCACCUCCUCCUCCACCACUCUUACCACCAAUGCCGCCUUCAAUAAUUCCGGAGCAACCUAUGAUCGACUUAUUCCCACCGCUUCCCCCUCCUAUCUUAAUGCCCGAACAACAAAUAUAUGAUAUAUAUCCACCACCACCACCACCUCCUUUACCACAACCGUCACCACCGCACUUUAUUUUACCGGAUCAACCGGAAUAUGAAAUAUUACCGCCUCCUUUGCCACCGCCUCAGCCACCUCUUCUUGUGCCUGAACAACCAAUCUAUGAAAUAUUACCACAACUACCGCCGACGCCUCUGCCACCACCGCCACCACCACCACCGAUAUUACCACCUCUGCCACCACCUCUACCGAUACCACCACCCCCUGAGCCAGAAUCUCAAGGUAUCGAACCACCGAUUCCGGGAGGAGACGAUGAAGAUAACUUGUCUAGUAUAUCGGAAGAAUUACUAAUGAAAUAA